UUUGUGGGUAUCUGGGCCGGACCCCCCGGGCUUGGAUUUGUGGGACCCUCGCUGGAAGUAUAGUUACUUUGCGCCGUUGCUAUGGAGCUGUUGCCCCCACCGCUGCGGGACAUGGAGGUCACUGAGGGGUCUCUCUGCUCCUUCCCGACCCCCGAUGACUUCUACGACGACCCCUGUUUCAAUACCUCGGACAUGAGCUUCUUUGAGGACCUGGACCCCAGACUGGUGCAUGUAGCCCUCCUGAAGCCGGAGGACCCCCACCAUAAUGAGGAUGAGCAUGUGCGGGCCCCCAGCGGGCACCACCAGGCGGGCAGGUGUCUCUUGUGGGCAUGCAAAGCCUGUAAGAGGAAGACCACCAACGCCGACAGGAGGAAGGCCGCCACUAUGAGGGAGAGGAGGAGGCUCAGUAAGGUCAAUGAGGCGUUUGAGACCCUCAAGCGAUGCACCUCGACCAACCCCAACCAGAGGCUCCCGAAAGUGGAGAUUUUGCGCAACGCGAUUCGCUACAUAGAAAGUCUCCAGUCUCUUCUCCGCGGCCAGGAGGAGUCUUUCUACCCCGUACUGGAGCAUUAUAGCGGGGACUCUGAUGCCUCCAGCCCCCGGUCCAACUGCUCCGAUGGCAUG
This is a messenger RNA of Xenopus tropicalis (tropical clawed frog), 624 nucleotides long. RefSeq names its product myogenic differentiation 1 (gene myod1). Gene Ontology annotation, molecular function: protein dimerization activity. The record is from RefSeq and is marked provisional. Gene Ontology annotation, cellular component: nucleus. Gene Ontology annotation, biological process: muscle organ development; regulation of DNA-templated transcription. Lineage: Eukaryota; Metazoa; Chordata; Amphibia; Anura; Pipidae.